GUCGAAGACGUGCACACGGUUUAUUUGUGUAGCGCAUGAGGCUCCCCAAGGCAGUGUUACUGUCACUUGUGAUUUGAAUACUGUCACUUGGCAUCAUCAUUUCUACUUCCAGGUUCACGUAAGUACGCUCAUGCAUUAUAUCUUGUCUUGAUUAUUGUAUGAACAAGAACAAUCCUCCCGUUCUAAUAUAGAGUUACUAGAGACUCCUCUUGCUGUAGAUGAUUCUCUGCUACAUCUGAAGAUUCCUCCAGCUCCAAGAACUAAGGACUGCUAUACUCUCUUCUUGUCAACAUCUUUGUUGUAAGUAAGUAGUGUCGAGUCGUUUACGAUUGAGUAAGUAAGUAGUUUCGAUUGAGUAAGUGAGUAGUUUUGAUUUUACAGACACACAAAUGCCGCUCUGCCAGCAUUCUCCGUUGGACCGACCGUGGCAACCGGUGACAGAUCUAAACCACCUCGUUUUGCACUAUGAAAAGGUGAAGAAGCGGAAUCAGGUUGGAAGCUCUCCGAGAGCAUCUGGAGCUUCUCCUGCACCAGCGGUUGUUUCUCAUUCUCCGAAACGUAAAUCACCUGGCGGCAGGAGUAGACAUCUGAGCAGUAUUAAUCAAAUGGGAGUCGUCGGAGAUCAAUUUCAACUACAAGCAGGAGAACAUCAAGAAUUGAUUCAAGGUUCAGAGGGAAGACAAUACUAUGUAGUGGAAGAAGCACCACUAGGACAUGGAGGUCACGGACAUGGUCACGGAGUCCAUCAUAACGACACAAACGUAGAAGCUCUGCAUCUACCACGUCCAGACAGCCCAGUCACGGUGAAGGGAGCAAAGCCGCAACAUCUGUUUGAAGAACAAGAACAGAUGCAGCAGGUGCAGGUGGAUGCAGAUUAUCAAUAUAUUAAUUACCAGCAUCAUGUUGAGGUGGACGCAAUGCCAUAUGAUGGUGAGCCAUACGUGCUUAGUCCAAUGAGUAGACGCACUCCUGCAGCAGCAGCUAGGAGUCCUACUUACACUCGACAGCAGCAAGUACAACUACAACAGGAACAACAAGAUCAAUCAACUUUCUCUCCUCGUCCAGUACAACAAGCCAGGUGGAACGCGAAUACUCACAUCCGACACCAUCAGGACUACACUCUCCUGAACUCUCCGCAUCAGUAUUCGGAUGACAGAAAAGACCGAGAGCAAGCUAUUGCCGAGUACCGGAAAAAGAAAGAGCAGAUCCCACAUCCAGUGCGGAUGAUGCCUGAAGAGGAAAGAAAGGAAGCCCUGAACGCUGUGCGGGAAAUCUACAAGCAGAUGAUGGAAACAGGGAAGAGGAUAAAAAUCCCAAACGAGACCGACGGAAGCUCUUUUUCCAUGUCUAAAGAUGAUUGUGCAGCAGCGAUAAAGGCUUUGAGCGCUAAAAGGAUUUACGUACUGUGUGAUGAAGAACGAGGAAACCAAAUGCUCAAUCAAGUAAGUGGGAUCAGUGACUACAACACUAACGCCUUAACAUCUCCCUUCACGAGUCCAACACGGGCUAAGAAAGCAGCCGAACAAUUCUAUGCGGAGCAUCCGCCAUUCCAACUGUUUCAGAGCUGUUAGACUCGAAUAGAUGAUGUUGAUGAGAAAACGGGUUAGUACACCACAUACUCAUAGUCAAACUCAUAGUACUAUAUGGGAAAGGGAAUGAUAAUGGGUCUGAAAUACAAAGCAUACACGCAUCUACCGUUCAUACCAACUUGAUGACAUGGGUAAAGAAUGAAGAUCGUGAGCAAGAGGCUUUUCGUGACAUCUAUCAACACAUUAUUCUUACUUUAGCCUAAGAAAUUUAGAUUUGUGAAUUGAACGGGAUAUACACAUAGAGAAAAAUUAAUGAAAAAGCCCUCCUCUACCUCCAUCAAUACUAUUGAAUUACUGAAUAUCGCUGAAUACCGUUGACAAUACAGAGUCAAAUAAUUAACGAACAUUCACUCUCUUGAAGUUGAAAUUAAUGAAAAUCGAUGACCAUUGCAUAGUUAGGGCAGGUGCUCUUCGCAACCUGACUGCGGCAUGGGGACAACUACGUGUAUCCUUCCUUUUUGGUUGACAUUAGCAAUGAUCCGUGCAUCAUCUUCAAUCUCAGCAUACACUGCACAAUGCGACAAGGCAGUGUUCUCGCAAUUUGCAAAAAAGUAUUAUCAGUUCAGAUGCCUGUCUCUGCUGGCCGUAGUGCUCUACAGCUUCAUCCAGUCUGUCACAACGAACAACAACAGGACAAGCAUUAGCACUAAGGCAGGAGGAG
Messenger RNA from Amoebophrya sp. A25, 2250 nucleotides. NCBI's taxonomy places the organism in Eukaryota, Dinophyceae, Syndiniales, Amoebophryaceae. The record is from the annotation of a GenBank genome assembly.